CUUCCCAAAUCCCCCAUUCACGCUUAAAUAACCCCACCCUGUUCUCCAUUAUCAUCUCAUCACUAUCAUCUCUUCCGACUCUUCGUUUCUAAGUAAAAACUAAAUCUUGAAUUCGCAAUGUCGGGCCGUGGCAAGGGAGGAAAGGGAUUAGGCAAAGGAGGAGCAAAGAGGCACAGAAAAGUCCUCCGUGAUAACAUCCAGGGUAUAACAAAGCCCGCCAUUCGCCGGCUGGCCAGAAGGGGUGGCGUUAAGCGCAUUUCUGGGUUAAUAUAUGAAGAAACUCGUGGAGUUCUCAAGAUUUUCUUGGAAAAUGUGAUCCGUGAUGCUGUCACCUACACUGAGCACGCUAGAAGAAAGACUGUGACCGCCAUGGAUGUUGUUUAUGCUUUGAAGAGGCAAGGCAGGACUCUUUAUGGUUUUGGUGGGUAGAAGAUAUGUCAUGGACUUUUGUUCCUUGUUAAGCAAAAGUCUUGCUGUCAAGAAAAGAAGAAAACAAUCUGAAUCUUUUAGGUUUUGCUCUUUGUUUUUAGCGUAAUUACUGUUCUAUUAUGUUGGUAAUCAAAUUAGGUAAUGUGGAAUGUAGAUUUUUCUGGUAAUGAAGUGAAUUUGUUGUUUGAUAUGACUAUUGAUGGGUUUAUUAUAUGAACGGUUAUUGAAUUA
Olea europaea var. sylvestris is the source of this 660-nucleotide messenger RNA. Its product is annotated as histone H4. Gene Ontology annotation, cellular component: nucleosome. The transcript is spliced from 2 exons. Gene Ontology annotation, biological process: nucleosome assembly. The record is from RefSeq and is a predicted model, not a curated record. NCBI's taxonomy places the organism in Eukaryota, Viridiplantae, Streptophyta, Magnoliopsida, Lamiales, Oleaceae. Bases 118 to 429 code for a protein of 103 amino acids. Gene Ontology annotation, molecular function: DNA binding; structural constituent of chromatin; protein heterodimerization activity.